AGCCUACUUCACACUUUCUCAGUCAAGAGGAGGUGAUUCCCACAAGCACUAACACACACACACACACACACACACACACACACACAGAACCCUGCCGUCUGUCAUUUCCUGGAUCCUGCGUGUUCCAAGCUGCUGUGGAAACUUUCAAAAGUUUGUUGGUGGGACAGGAGGAGGAGGGAGGGAGCUCGGUGAGACUACAGCGGCGCUGCUGCACUCACACACACGGAUCAGUUCGGGUCUAAGCUCCGGGGAUGUCGGCUGUGAAGGCGCUGCAGCAGUGGUGCCGGGUUCGGUGUGAAGGCUACCGGGAUGUGUCCAUCACCAACAUGACCACGUCCUUCAGGGACGGCAUGGCUUUCUGCGCUCUCAUCCACAAACACAGACCCGAUCUCAUCAAUUUUGACUCACUGAAGAAGGAAGAUGUUUAUGAGAACAACAAACUUGCGUUCAAGGUUGCAGAGGAGAAGUUGGGAAUUCCAGCGCUGUUGGAUGCAGAAGACAUGGUGGCUCUUAGGGUUCCUGACCGCCUCAGUAUCCUGACAUACGUGUCCCAGUACUACAACUACUUCCAUGGACGCUCCCCGAUUGGUGGUAUGGGAGGUAUAAAGCGCCCAGCAGACGGCCCCACAGAUGAACCGUCUGGGAAGAAGAACCAGCCGGUGGCGGCGAAGGUGUUUCCCUCUUCCAAACCAGCCAGAGAGAACAGCCCUCCCCCCUCCUCCAACAUCACCCGGCCCUCUCCUUCCCCAAAACAAACCAGAAAUGCCACAAAGGAUGUUGUGGUUGAGAAAUCCCAUCAGACAGGCACCCUGAGUAACAAAUGUGUGACCUGCAACAAUCACGUUCACCUGGUGCAGCGACAUCUAGUGGACGGGAAGCUCUAUCACAGGAACUGUGCAAAGUUAUUGACGCCUACAAACCCAACUGCACCUCUCAGAGGCUUACCCACAAGCACUCCUGUUUCUAGAUUCACUCCUUUACCAGACUCCCCUAAAGCCAACACAACUCCUCCAAAACAGGCACCCUCCAGACUGGGACCAUCAUGGCCGACGGAUAAACCCAGCACCCCUCCCAGCUUCUGCACCACUUUUUCUUCCCCGUCUCCUUCCCGGCCUGCUUCAAGUCUCUCUUCCGCUGCUAAGGAGAGUCAGACAUGUGUUGUCUCCAAACCCACAGCUUCACGGACUACUUGUGAAUCUACCUUCACCACAACAACCACUUCUAUCAACACCGGGCCCACUGCUGCUCCUCGUACCUCAACCACGGCGGCAAAGACACUACAGUCCAAGCUCAAUUUCUUCCAAUCGGAUAACACCGCUAACGAUAAAGAGAAAAAGACUACAACCACCAACAUUGUCAUAAAUAAAGGGCCAAAUGUUACCGGUAAGGUAAAGGAGGCCACAGCUGGUCAGACUGUUGUUGUGAAUGUUGGCGGUUUGGGCAGAAAAGAAGCGAAUGUGAGAUUGGACACAGGUGGGGAGAGAGCUAAAACAGCUGUUAUAGGUGGAGAUACGAAGACGAAAGCAUCAGCAGCUGCCUUCAUCUCCAAAAAACUGACUGAGGAGAACAACAAUAACAACAGUAAGCCAUUGUGGACGACUGUAGCGCUCAAGAAAACUGACAAACCUUCUCAAGUCGAGACUUCAAAGAGGGAGACAGAGGGUGUCAGAGUGAGAAUAAAGCUGAAAGCAGACCCGUCAAUCCUUGCUGACCUGCAGACUCCGACAGACACCCGGACUCCAAGCCCGGCCGACAGGAGUGAACUUGGAGCCAAAACCCCAGACAAAGGCGCCUCAAAGCCCGGCAAUGAAUCACCCAACACCUCAGCAUCAGAAAACAAGGACUCUCCUGCAGACUGGAGGUUGAAGCUUAAACCCAUCUCCAAACCUGCUGGUCCCACCCAGUCCUCCCCUAAAGCAUGGGCUAAUGAACCUGGAAAGCCUCAGACUUCAGAGCUGUCUGUCGGGCCUUCUCCCUCCUCUCGUCUGCCCAGCCCGAGCGUUUCUGUCACUCCACCUACAGCAAAGGGAUUCCUGAAUGGUCAGAGAGACCCAACUGCAAAUGGCACCAAGCCAGAGUCAAAGAAUGGCACCAAGCCAGAGUCAAAAAAGUCAAAGACGAAGCCGGGCUACAUUCUUAAAGAGGACAUCAUGAAGGAACUGCAGGAGAUUGAAGAUAAUUUGAACGAGUGGGAGAAGAGGGGUGUGGAGCUGGAAGUGAGGCUCCGCAGCAGUGAAGAAGAGGGUGAAGAUGACUCUCUCAUGGAUGAGCUCAUGGUCGAGUGGUUCAACUUGAUCAGGAACAAGCAGGUGGCCAUGCGCCGGGAGUCUGAACUGGUCUACAUUGGAAAAACCCAGGACCUGGAGGAAGAGCAGCCCAGUGUUGAGCAGGAGCUCAGGAAACUGAUGGAAAAACCAGAACAUCUGAAAACAGCCUGGGACCGUAAGAGAGAAGAGCAGCUGAUGGACAAACUGGUGGAGAUCGUCAACGACAGAAACGCUAUUAUAGAGGGUCUGGAUGAGGACAGACUCAGGGAGGAAGAGGAGGACGAACAACUAAACAAGAUGAUGAUGAAUUUCAACAUAAAGAAAGACAAACCAAAAAAAAAGUCUCCGAUGUCCAAACUGUUUGGCUGGGGGAACAAGAAGGAGGGAUGAUGCUCCGCAACACACAGCGUUGCUAAAACUGUCUUUGAUGUGUUUUUCUUGCCGUGUGUGUGUGUGUGUGUGUGUGUGUGUGUGUGUGUGUGUGUGUGUGUGUGUGUGUGAUAUUUUAAGCACUUUUGAAGAAAUUCCCUUCCCUCUGACGACUGCAUCACUCCUGCCUGCCAGUGACACACACACAAUGUUGAGGGGUUAAUGACUCAUCAGCCGUGAUGACAUUGGGUUCAGUGCUCCAGUUGUUCGUUUUAAUACCCUUCUAGUCUUAAUCUGUCUACUUAAUGCUCACACACACACACACACACACACACACACUCCUUUAUAUCUUUGCUAUAUUUUCUUUUGAAAUGUUGGUUGUUUGCAGUAACACUACAGAUGCUAAUACAACUUAAAGAACAGAGGUCAGACAGCUGUUUCCUGCUCUUUGCUCAUGUUUCAGUCCGCACUACAAGACUGACUUGACAGGAUCACUCUCUGACCUUGUUGUAGUCGAUUACAUGUUGAACUGCAUUUAAUCUUAAAGGUCUCGCUCUGUGUAGUUUUCUGUCAAAUACAGCACUCCUUUCUUUCUCGGACAGCAACAAGUUUACUCAGAGCGCUGCCCUUUUGAUAAGGACAUUUUUUUUGGUUUCUUCUAGACCAGUGGUUUCUAAGGUUCAAGAGUCGUGAGAUGUUUCACAUGAAAGCAGAGAAAACAUAUUUUCUCUACACAAGAUUAUAAAUUAAUAAAGCUGUCAUCACUCUUAGACUUUGUCACAGCCUGUAGGUUUAUGCAACCUAUGACACACGUCUGCAAGUAGGCAUACAUUUGUUUUGGUUAAAAGCCAAAAAGGCUGGCUCAUAUGUACAUUUUACUCUGGACCUUUAGGAACAGUAGAUCGUGAAGGUUCACUUACUAAUGGUUUAGAGAUUUCAACAUCAGGUUUCAUUCAGCAAAUAUAAUCCUUUAAUAAAGUGAAAAGCUCUGAAACAGUAAGUGCCCCUUUGAGCUAUUAUUCUCUUCACUAUAUACAAAUAUAUUAUUCUUUAAAUAAUACAUUCAUAAGGUAAUGCAUAUCUGAUGCUCAAACAUAGCUGCAAGAAUGUCACUGGAUGUCAUGCUUUGUUUAUUGGCCGUUUUACUUUCCAAUCCAAUUAUGUUCUGCUGUACUUGAAUAGAUUGAAUGUUUAUGGUUGACUAGAGGAAAAGGAUACAUCUGGUUUGUGUCGUGUGACUCACAGGUUUAAGUAUUCAAACUAAAAACAAGAGUUGAUGUUUUUGAGUCUUAGAAAUACAAGAACUGGUCCAUAUUGGGUCUGGAUUUUGUACACAUUUUAAAUAUUUGCUGAAUGAAAUGUUUAGUUUGUGUGUGUCAUAGUCUAUUACUUGUUAAAGUCAUUUUUGGAGAGGCACUGAGGCAAACUUUAAAUUGUUGUUGUGGCCAAACUGAUCAAUUUCAACACAACUUGUUAGUACACAAAAGAUAACAUUGUAUAUAUGUUAAUGUUCUUGUCCCCUUUAUUUCCCUUCAUCUCAGCUGUAUAUAUUGUAUAAAGUUGGUCCUUACAGAACUCUGGCCUGAACAAAUUACUGUCAUAAAUCUACUAAAAUGUUAAUAAAAAGAUAUUAUUAAUUGAU
Messenger RNA from Sander lucioperca (pikeperch), 4278 nucleotides. It is a transcript of the gene micall2b, whose product is annotated as mical-like 2b. The coding region runs from base 252 to 2657 and encodes 801 amino acids. Gene Ontology annotation, molecular function: protein binding. The record is from RefSeq and is a predicted model, not a curated record. NCBI's taxonomy places the organism in Eukaryota, Metazoa, Chordata, Actinopteri, Perciformes, Percidae. The transcript is spliced from 17 exons.